This is a messenger RNA of Temnothorax curvispinosus, 3614 nucleotides long. RefSeq names its product regulator of telomere elongation helicase 1 homolog (gene Rtel1). Gene Ontology annotation, biological process: regulation of double-strand break repair via homologous recombination; DNA replication; negative regulation of t-circle formation. Gene Ontology annotation, molecular function: DNA helicase activity; DNA polymerase binding; DNA binding. The transcript has 12 exons. The record is from RefSeq and is a predicted model, not a curated record. Gene Ontology annotation, cellular component: nucleus. Lineage: Eukaryota; Metazoa; Arthropoda; Insecta; Hymenoptera; Formicidae. The coding region runs from base 329 to 3379 and encodes 1016 amino acids.
UUAAAUAAAAUGAGUAAACAAUUAAAAAAGAAAGAGGAAAAACGAAGAGCUCAAAAAGUUCAAUUAAAAUGGAUAAAUAAUUAGAAGACAGAGAGGAAAACACAGAGCUCAAAAAAUUAUAUUAAAAUGGGUAAAUAAAUAGAAAAAAGGGGAGAAACGAAGAAUCUAAAAAAAAUUCCAAUGAUGUAAAUAUACAAAAAAGAGAAAAAAGAGAGGAAGGUAAAAUUCGCUUGCUCGAGUUACACUUCUGCACUCUGUCGCCUCUUUCCUUUUCUUUUUAAAGUAUCCACACCGUCGUUUGUGCUAUUUCAAGUGCAGAAAGUGCGGAAUGAAAUGCCCGGUCGAAGAUGAGUUUAGGUUAGAUUUUUCAUUCUGGCGGGAAGGCCGGGAAGCGGUGUAUGUAUACGGAGUUCUGUGUUCUGUUGCGUUUUUCGAUCAAAUCCUCGAGAUGCCCGACGUCACGAUUAACGAUAUUGUCGUCAGCUUUCCCUUUAAACCGUAUCCCGUGCAGGAGGAGUAUAUGAGAAAAGUGAUAGAAUGCCUGCAAAAUAGCCAGCACGGUGUCUUGGAGUCGCCGACAGGUACCGGAAAGACUCUGAGCCUUUUGUGUUCUUCCUUAAGCUGGCUGUUGACAAAGAAAGCUCAGUUACAGGCGCAAGUGAUAGCAGGUGCAAUAGAAAAGAAAGAUUUUGGCGGAAAUUUUUUUAAACACUUAACCAGUGGACUUGAGAAAGCGGCAGGAGUACCGGACAAUGUUCAAAGUUUUGGCUGGGCUAUGCCCAAAAUCAUUUAUGCGUCUCGGACGCAUUCUCAAUUGUCUCAGGCUAUGCAUGAAUUGAAGAAGACAUCGUACAAACAUGUGGCCACCGCUGUGCUGGGGUCCCGAGAUCAGCUGUGCAUUCAUCCAGAAGUUUCGAAAGAGACCAGUACUUUUAACAAGAUACACAUGUGCCAUUCUAAAGUAAAAUCAAGAACUUGUUUUUAUUUCAAUAAUGUGGAGACCAGAAAAGAUGAUCCUGUCUUUAAACAGGAGGUGCUAGACAUAGAGGAUUUAGUUAAAGUCGGGCAGAAGCACAAAUGUUGCCCAUACUUUUUGGCAAAGGAAUUAAAGCAGAGUGCAGAUAUCAUUUUUAUGCCUUACAAUUAUCUACUGGAUCCUAAGACGCGAAGGUCACAGGGUAUAGAUUUACAAAAUACUGUAGUUUUAUUGGACGAGGCUCACAAUGUUGAAAAAGUUUGUGAAGAAGCAGCAUCGUUACAGAUAAGCAGUACAGAUGUUGCAAUGUGUAUUGACGAAGUAACUGCGGUAAUGCAAGAUGUGGCUAAGGACUCGGAUCAGCAGAACGAUUUUCUAUCGGAGAAUAAUGUUCAGAAAGAUUUUACAGCAGAAGAUCUAUGCAUCUUGAAAGCAAUGUUUUUGGAAUUGGAAAAAACAAUCGACUCUAUUGAAUUAAAAAACCGUAGUGAGGGAGAUACUUUUCCCGGUGGAUUUAUUUUUGAAUUACUUGAGAAAGUUGAUUUAACACAUGGUAAGGAACAAAUUGUGGUAGAGAAGUUAGACAAGAUUAUUUUAUAUCUGACAACUACCAGCACUUCGCCAUUUGCAAGGAAAGGGAAUGCACUGCAAAAGUUCAGCGAUUUACUGAGGACUGCUUUCAAUAGCGGUGCUUCUAUUGCACGUCACAAGGAAAAAGUGAAACGUUGCUACAAAGUCCACAUACAAAUGGAAGAGCAAAAGAAGAAUUAUAAAACUGAUGUCUGGGAGAGCAAAAAGACAACUAAAACAGACGGAAAACUCAUUAGUUACUGGUGUUUCAGUCCUGGUUUUGGUAUGGAACAAAUGGUGGAGCAAGGAAUACGUUCGGUAGUGCUCACAAGCGGCACGUUGUCUCCGUUAAAACCGUUCAUAUCGGAACUCGGUAUACCAAUCUCAGUCCAAUUGGAAAAUCCGCAUAUAGUAACGAAGGAACAAGUAUGUGUUGGCGUUCUUAGUCAGGGACCGGAUAAUCAUCCACUUAAUUCGUCUUACAACACAAGAAAUGAUCCAAAGUAUAUUGCGUCUCUCGGAAGAGCAGUGUAUAACUUUAGCUGCAUUGUUCCCCACGGGUUGUUAAUAUUCUUUCCUUCGUAUCCAAUCAUGAGGAAGUGCAGGGACGAGUGGCAGAAUAUGGGUUUGUGGACGCAGAUUGCUGAACGUAAGCCCAUUUAUGUAGAGCCCAACUCUAAAGAGGGAUUUGUUAAUGUGAUGAAUGAGUAUUACCAAAAAAUUAGAGACCCGUCUUGCAAGGGGGCUGUUUUUAUGGCGGUAUGCAGAGGAAAAGUCAGCGAAGGUCUGGAUUUUGCUAAUGCAAACGGUAGGGCUGUAUUAAUCAUUGGUCUACCAUUUCCGCCCUUAAAGGAUCCGCGAAUUAUGCUGAAGCAAAGAUAUUUGGAGGAAAUAAGGGCUACACAAAAAGAGAGCCUAACUGGACAAGAAUGGUAUCAACUUGAAGCAUCCCGAGCUGUCAAUCAAGCUAUUGGCAGGAUAAUAAGACACAAAAGUGAUUAUGGCGCUGUGGUGCUAUGCGAUUGUAGGUUUGAAAAUCCAAACUUCAAGAAACAAUUGUCCGCUUGGCUUAGACCGUAUGUAAAGAAGUUUACGAAUUUUGGGAUGAUCACAAGGGAGUUACGAGAAUUUUUUAGAAACGCGGAGAGUACACUGCCGCAACCUAGUAUCACUCGUGCGCAAUAUGGGAAUAUUGAUGAUAUAUCACUACCUGCUGUGGGUGCUACCUUUGAAACAACAGUAUCUCAUUCUCUCAGACAAAAGAUGCAGAAUAAUUCUGCGACAGAAGAGUCGACCAAGAAUAGUUUUAGCAUAGAUAUGUACCUAGAUGAAAAUGCAAAGGACAAACAAUUAGCGAAACCGCAAUCUGUGGUCAAUUUUGCUUGUAAAUUAAAAGAUAAUCAGAGUACGUGCGAAUUAGCAAAACAUCGAUUCGAAGAACCAGUUGCAAAAAGAAGAAAAAUUAAUAUCAUAUCACCUGGAAUUGAUUCUUAUUUUUCCGCUCCUUCAACUUCUUCAUUAACAGUUCCUGAAAGUAAUUUCACACAAAAUUUUAUACAAAAUGACACGAGUAAAGAUGAUAAAAAGGCACUGGGAAAACAAUAUUUAAAGGACGUAAAACGGGCAUUAUCAGCGAAUGAUUAUAAAAUAUUUGCAAUUAUGAUACAAAGUUAUACGCAAAGUGGCGAUUUUGACGAUUUAUUAAAGACAUUGUCAAGUUUAUUUCCACCGACUGAGCAGCUACAGCACUUGUUUAUAGGAUUUCAAAGUUUUCUAAAGAAACAACACAUUGCAACCUUUGAGGAUUAUAUAAAGAAUUUAAAGUUGCCUUAACGCUACAUCAACUUGAAGUACUAAAAGGAUAAUGGAUGCUACAAAUGCAUAUAUGUAUAGUUUUAUUUUAUUUAAUUUAAUUUUGUUAAUUUUUUAAUACAGACUAAUAAAAGACUAUCUGCUUAAUAAUAAAAUCUGCUUAAUAAGUGUUUUUAUUCAAGUUUAUAAGAUCGAUUAGACUUAUUCAUGCUGAAUGUAAAAUGGUACAGGCAUCAUUAGUGAGAUCGAGAAAAAA